AGAAUCGUUAGCAGAAUAUGAAAACAUAUUUAAACUUUUUACGCGGUUUGCUCUAGGUCAGUCCGAACAAAAUGAGGUCCUUGCUCAUAGUACUGGUUGUUGCUGUCGCAGUUUCCGUCGCUCGGACGCAGAAUGCAGGCGAAGAUUACGGUGCGGCGGAAUACGAACCGGAAAUAUACGAUCAGGGGGAGCAGGUUUAUCCGGCGCGCGGAUACGUUGGGCAUAAUACAAUUAUCUACGGACCGAACAGCUACGGACAAAAUAGCUACGGACAGAAUAGUAAUGGGCAAAACAGCUAUGGAAUGUAUGGUGAUGCGCAAGUGGAUUACGGGUGGCACGGCCAGGCACAAGUCGGCUACGGGUCCCCCUACGGCGGACCUUACGGUAUGGCGCAGCCAGGCUACGGAUCGUACGGUUUUGGUCCGGGUAGUUAUGGACCCAAUAACUAUGGACAGAACAAUUACGGCCAAAAUACCUAUGGGUAACAUGAUCACGACUGCUAAAGAAUUUUAAGCAUAUGAUGAACAGACCAAGUAAUGAAACACUCUACGAUUAACUAAAAAAAUUGUCUGUAUAUCCUAACUCCCUUAUUGAUCAUUAAAAUAAUAUAAGAAACCAUCUGAAAAUAAAGGCAAAAACUAUUGGUUCCAUGGUCGCCAUGUGAGUUCUAAA
This is a messenger RNA of Wyeomyia smithii (pitcher-plant mosquito), 672 nucleotides long. RefSeq lists its product as uncharacterized. Bases 72 to 485 code for a protein of 137 amino acids. The record is from RefSeq and is a predicted model, not a curated record. The transcript has 2 exons. NCBI's taxonomy places the organism in Eukaryota, Metazoa, Arthropoda, Insecta, Diptera, Culicidae.